AUGCUCUUCACAGGGGAACGGCCACAGCUCCUGCACACCCGGGUCAUUACCGGUCCCGCAGGGCGUAGAAAGACUAUGGUAUGCCAAUACUUGCAGAACGAGCUAGAAGUACCAUUCCUAGAAGGAGACGAUAUACCACUACAGUACCACUCCAAAUCUAACGAAGACAAAACGGGCAACGGAGCCCCUCUCACUGAUGAAGGUCGCUGGGACUGGCUUGUUGCGCUACGCAAAGCCGCCAUUGACGCUCUGUCCCCCGCCGAGUCCGACGACCUCCAUCCUCCCUUCGCCAGGGUUGUUUCCUCCUCCGCCCGGAAAGAAGAGUACGGUGAUGUUAUGCGCAUUGCUGUCUACGGCUCGCCCUACAUCAAGCUCCACUUUAUCUAUCUCAAGCUAAACGAAGAGAUGCUCAUGCGGCGUGUCACCCAGCGCGAGGCCCACUACAUGGAAAGCAACAUGGUCCGCUUCCAGCUGCAGGCAUUCGAGGAGCCACAAAGCGAGUGGGGUAUCAUUACUAUGAAUGUCGAGGGUUCCCAGGAGCAGGUGUGCCGUCGCGUGCUGUAUUCUGUUUGCUCCAAUCUCAAGGACGGGCCGCGAUCAGGGCAGGGUUUAUUUGGUUGAAUACACCCUGGUGUAAUCUUGCAUAUAAUUAACGAAGUCUCUUGAGAUUUGGCUAGUUAUUAACAUUGAGGGCUCAGCCCCCAACAACUAGCAUUUGCAUGUGGUAUGAUUUUGCGUCCUUUUUCGGCACAUCCUGUGAUAACCCCAUUCUUCGGUGCGAAUGAGCAUAGCAGCCAAUGAGAAACAAAGCUUGAUAAAUCUUGGCACACGUCUGAGGAUGUCACAUAGUAUGUCGUUCAAUAAAAAUUAAAGCAAAGCUUCAACAAGGAUGGUACUUCCACACAUGUUAGUAAACACUCGCUCUCACUGAUUCAUUUUAGGGCCAAGGAAAAUAUGCCAAAGGUGGGUUAUUGUGUUUCAAAGCAUAUGUCUGGGAAGAAAUAUAUAGCAAAAUAGU
Molecule: messenger RNA, 1018 nt
Organism: Aspergillus ruber CBS 135680
Lineage: Eukaryota; Fungi; Ascomycota; Eurotiomycetes; Eurotiales; Aspergillaceae
Product: thermoresistant gluconokinase family protein
Exons: 3
Coding region: 1-621 (206 amino acids)
Cellular component (GO): cytoplasm
Molecular function (GO): gluconokinase activity
Source: RefSeq, a predicted model, not a curated record